ACAGGUUUUCAGAGGGAUCCCUCAGGAAGGCUCGUCCAAUGACGGGCCAGGCCGGUGGCCGGAGGCUCCGCCCCCCACAGCCCCUCGCGGAGGGCCCCGCCCCUGCCCCGCGCCCGGAGCCGAGGAGAGUAAAUACAACAGGAGCGCAAAAUGGCGGAACCGCCGAGCUCGGCGCACGGCGCCGCUGCCGCCGCCCCCGUCUCGGGGAAAGAACCGUUUGGCAAGCUGCAGACCGCCUCCCGGGACCCACCGGGUCCUCUGUCCGCCAAGAAGGCCCGGACCGAGGAGAAGAAGGCGCCGCGGAGACUGAACGGAGAAGGGGGCAGCGGCGGGAACAGCAGGCAGCUGCAGCCGCCGGUGGCUCCUUCGCCUCAGAGCUACGGCAGCCCCGCGCCUUGGAGCUUCGCGGCUCUUUCUGCUGCCCCCUCCCCGUCCUCUGCUCGGAACAGUUUCUCUUUCUCCGCCGGCACGGCCGUCCCGUCCGCAGCCUCCGCUGCUUCCUCGUCUCAGCCGGUGUCGCGCAAACUGCUGGUCCCCCCUGCGUUGCUGCACGCUCAGCCUCAGCCUCUCCUGCCGGCCGCCGCCGCCUCGGCCAACGCCAAGCCGCGCAGAGCCAAGGAGAAGCGGGAGAAGGAAAGGAGGAGGCACGGCCUUGGCGGGGCGGGCGAGGCCUGCGGGUCCGCCCGGGAGGAGAACGGGGAGGUGAAGCUGCUGCCGCGAGAUAAAAUCAAAGACAAAAUUAAAGAGAGAGAUAAGGAAAAAGAGAGAGAAAAAAAGAAGCAUAAAAUAAUGAAUGAGAUCAAGAAAGAAAAUGGAGAAGUAAAGAUGUUGCUGAAAAGUGGGAAGGAGAAACCAAAAACAAAUGUAGAAGACUUACAAAAUAAAAAGGUAAAGAAGAAAAAGAAAAAGAAACACAAAGAGAAUGAAAAACGGAAGCAUCCAAAAAUGUAUAGCAAAUCUAUUCAAACCAUCUGCUCAGGAUUGCUAUCUGAUGUUGAAGAUCAAGAAGCCAAAGGCAUCCUAAAUGAUAACAUAAAGGAUUAUGGUGGAAAGAAUUUGGAUACCAAGAACUAUGGUUCCAAACUUCCAGAGAACAGUGAGCUUCCAUUUGUCUCAUUAAAGGAGCCACGGGUUCAGAAUAAUCUCAGAAGGUUGGACACUUUGGAGUUCAGACAGCUGAUUCAUAUUGAGCACCAGCCUAAUGGAGGUGCAGCAGUUAUCCAUGCCUACAGUAAUGAACUCACUCACCUGUCUCCUGUGGAGAUGGAGAGGUUUGCAGAAGAGUUUGUGGGUCUAGUAUUCAGUGAAAAUGAAAACUCUGCAGCUUUCUAUGUAAUGGGUAUUGUUCAUGGGGCAGCUGCUUAUUUACCUGACUUUUUAGACUACUUUUCAUUUAAUUUUCCCAAUUCGCCAGUGAAAAUGGAGAUUUUGGGAAAGAAGGAUAUAGAGACAACAACUAUGUCCAAUUUUCAUGCUCAGGUAAAAAGAACGUAUUCUCAUGGUACUUACAGAGCUGGCCCAAUGCGACAGAUCAGUUUGGUAGGAGCCGUUGAUGAAGAAGUGGGAGAUUAUUUCCCUGAGUUCCUUGAUAUGUUGGAAGAUUCGCCGUUUUUAAAAUGUACACUGCCAUGGGGGACGCUAUCUAGUCUAAAAUUAGAGAGUCGAAAAGAUAGUGAUGAUGGUCCUAUCAUGUGGGUACGCCCAGGAGAACAAAUGAUCCCUGUGGCUGAUAUGCCAAAGUCACCUUUCAAAAGGAAAAGAACUACCAAUGAAAUAAAAAACCUGCAGUACCUACCUCGAACUAGUGAGCCCCGUGAGAUGCUCUUUGAAGACAGGACAAGAGCUCAUGCAGAUCAUAUAGGACAAGGUUUUGAACGACAGACUACAGCUGCAGUUGGAGUGUUGAAGGCUGUGCGCUGUGGAGAGUGGCUUGAUCAACCCCGAAUAACCAAAGAUGUCAUUUGUUUUCAUGCUGAAGAUUUCUUAGAAGUAGUUCAACGAAUGCAGUUAGAUUUACAUGAACCUCCACUAUCCCAGUGUGUCCAGUGGGUUGAUGAUGCAAAACUUAAUCAACUGAGGAGAGAAGGCAUUCGAUAUGCCAGGAUUCAGCUGUAUGAUAAUGACAUUUAUUUUAUUCCAAGGAAUGUUGUUCAUCAGUUCAAGACAGUUUCAGCUGUAUGUAGUUUAGCAUGGCACGUUCGGCUCAAGUUAUAUCACUCAGAGGAGGACACUGCUCAGAAUACAGAUGCUCAUGAAAUGGGCACAUCACCAGAUUCUACAUCAUCAGUUCUUGGGCCUCACAGUGAUGAUAGGAUUUGUGCUGUAAGCAAAACCUCUUUGGAUUCUAUUUUUUCAGACACACUUCAUUCUAAAUAUGAAGUACAGCAGAUUAAACAUGAACCUGUUGCAUCUGUAAGAAUCAAUGAAGAAUCUGUGAAUGUUUAUGUUUCUGAAGAAACUAGAACACCGAAUAAUAUGGAUGGCAAGAAUAUUAAAGCAAAAUUGGAUCAUGUUCAAUUUACAGAAUUUAAGAUUGAAGUGGACUCCAAAUUUGAAAAUAGCAACAAAGAUUUAAAGGAGGAAUUGUGCCCUGAAAGUCUCUUAAGUCUAGUUCAUACAAGGCAACAUAGUUCAGUACAUUCACAUCAAAACAGAAAAGAUGAUGACAUUUUGUGCUAAAUAUGUACAUACCAUUUAAAAUCUUUUUUAAAAAAACAACUUAAUAAUGUAAUAAAGAUUCAUGAAUUAUGAAAGCAAGCCAAGGACUUGCUCUCAAGUCUGUUACAAAAUAUAGUUUAUGUAGCUUUGUAACAUUCCUCAGUGCCUGUCCAUAACUGUGAAGUAUCAAAGCACUUAGGGCCAGAUGCACUGUAAACAUUGCAGGUUUAAACAAAUGGAGUCCUUAAAAAGUCAUUUGCGUUGGAGUUGUAGGUUUUAGAAUAGAGCUGACAUUAACAUAUAUAUAUAUAUAUUUUGUAAUAUGAGCCAGAAUUCUCUUUCAACAAUUUAAGGCUUUUCCAUAGAGCUUAUUUAUACCAAUUUUUUUUUCAUUUUAAAUGUGUCAGCACUGUAGUGUAAAUAGCUUUAAAAAAAUUUUUAGUGUGAUUUAUAUUGAAAUGUGAGCCACUUAAUAAAGGUUCAUAAUAAAUAUGUUUUCUGUCGGGUGUGCAAAAGACAAACUGAUAAUUCAGUUAAAUCAUUUAUUUAAUCAUGUGUCUGCUGGUGUAUCCAUUUAGAAUGGUAAAGGAGUGCAAAUGUACAUAUUCAAAUCUAGUGAAUAUUUAAAUCCCCACAUUGUAUAAGCAUUUUUAAAACCAAGAUUCAGUUAUGAAAGCAUAUUUAUAUGUGUGUGUAUGUAUGGGAAUAUAUAUAUAUCAUUUUAAUAACUUCUUAAAUUGCUGAAUAAGAUGAAUAUGUGAAACUGUAGCCCUACUCCCAGGAAUUCAUUUUAAAAUAUUUAUAUUCAACAUUAAGAAAGCAGUUUAGGUAACAGAAAUAAUUUUGUAAAGUUGGGCAAAACAAGUCUGUUAGUGAUAUCUAACCCUUCUAAUUAAUGAAGUUUUGUGGCCAGAUUACAUAACCCUAACAUAAAUUUUAUUUGUAGAGUAUGGAAUGAUGAGUUGAGAUGAUUUUCUUAAUAGUCACCUUUGCUAUAACUAACAGUAGUUGAGUAAAAAAUAUUUACAGAAAGUUUAAUUGUGGCAGUUGAAAUCCUUUUACAUUUUUCUUGCAAAGCAGGUAGAAAAUAUGGCAAAUAUAAAAUCUUAAAAUAAGGACACGACUCAUACAGAGGUGUAACUAAUAAAAUGUGUUCUCUCUUCUUUCUAAGGAUCCCUCUGCCUACCCUAUCAAGGUAAAUAAAUUAGAGUACAGCUAACCCUUGAAUUAACGUAGUUUU
Messenger RNA from Eptesicus fuscus (big brown bat), 3898 nucleotides. It is a transcript of the gene RSBN1L, whose product is annotated as round spermatid basic protein 1 like. The coding region runs from base 151 to 2679 and encodes 842 amino acids. Lineage: Eukaryota; Metazoa; Chordata; Mammalia; Chiroptera; Vespertilionidae. The record is from RefSeq and is a predicted model, not a curated record. Gene Ontology annotation, cellular component: nucleus. The transcript is spliced from 8 exons.